GUUCCAGACCCGAGUUCAGCAGAUAUCGUUGACUGCGCCGUAUGCAUGGACCCGUUCUUCAGGGUAGAUACCGCAAACCUGCAAUGUCGACAUUCGUAUUGUCGUGAGUGUCUAGCAGAUGGUCUUAUGGUUGGUUUCCGAGAUCGUAGCGAGCUCACAUGCUGUGGGAAGAGCAUUCCAACUAAAAUCGUACAAGGUUUUGCCGGCAUGGAAGAAGAAAUGCUGGAUAUUUACCUAGCAUACCUGAAAGAACGUCAUACGCCCAACCCGCUCUACUGUCCAUACGAGCACUGUAGCUCUUUUAUCCCACAGCUGUUCAUCAAGGCGGAUCGAGUGAUAUGUCCUUUCUGCAAGCAGCGGCUGUGUGCGCUGUGCAGGCAAAAAGAGCACCGUGGUAUGUGCAAGGGUGACUCGAAAUUGGCCAAGCUGGUCAAAGAGGGAAAUUGGCAAUUCUGCCCACAGUGCGGCCAUCUUGUUGAAAGGACUGUUGGUUGCAAUCAUAUGUCGUGUGUUUGCGGCGCCCAUUUCUGCUACCGCUGUGGCAAG
Exophiala aquamarina CBS 119918 is the source of this 546-nucleotide messenger RNA. RefSeq lists its product as uncharacterized. The annotation marks the transcript as partial. The record is from RefSeq and is a predicted model, not a curated record. Lineage: Eukaryota; Fungi; Ascomycota; Eurotiomycetes; Chaetothyriales; Herpotrichiellaceae. Gene Ontology annotation, cellular component: cytoplasm; ubiquitin ligase complex. Gene Ontology annotation, biological process: ubiquitin-dependent protein catabolic process; protein polyubiquitination; positive regulation of proteasomal ubiquitin-dependent protein catabolic process. Gene Ontology annotation, molecular function: zinc ion binding; ubiquitin protein ligase activity; ubiquitin conjugating enzyme binding. The transcript has 2 exons.